Arabidopsis lyrata subsp. lyrata is the source of this 883-nucleotide messenger RNA. Its product is annotated as putative gamma-glutamylcyclotransferase At3g02910. NCBI's taxonomy places the organism in Eukaryota, Viridiplantae, Streptophyta, Magnoliopsida, Brassicales, Brassicaceae. Bases 169 to 624 code for a protein of 151 amino acids. The transcript is spliced from 2 exons. The record is from RefSeq and is a predicted model, not a curated record. Gene Ontology annotation, molecular function: gamma-glutamylaminecyclotransferase activity.
UUUAUUAAAAACCAUUUUGAAUCACGUAAAGCCUAAAGGCCCAAUAGAUGUUAAUCAAAAGCCCAUAAUAAGCAAGGAAGAUUAAAAAGGCAUCUUUUUUCUCUUCUGAGUCGGCCUCCGAGUUAUAAUCAUCCCGAGUCACCAAGAACUUCAAGAAAACUCGCCGCCAUGGGAGGAUCACACAAGAACCUCAUCUUCGUGUACGGAACGUUAAAAAGAAACCAUCGAAACCAUUUCCUUUUAGAAGAUCUGAUCUCAACAAACGACGCCGUUUACAUCGGCCAACGCACGACCCGGUUACAGUACCCGCUCGUUACGGGUCUCUACGGGAUUCCUUACUUAAUCAACAAAUCCGGGUCGGGUCAAAAGAUCCGAGGUGAGCUUUAUUCGGUUUCAAAACAUGGGCUUGUACGUCUUGAUGAAUUGGAAGGGAUCAGAGUGAAUCACUACGAGAGAUUACCAAUUGAAGUUAUUGAUGAAGAUGAAGAAGAAGAACCAAACGGCGUCGUUUUGGCUGAGGCUUAUUUUGCUCAUUGUGGAUUUGGUGAGAGAUUGUGGGAGAAGAAAGGUGAAGUGUUUCGACUAUUUUACAUGACAUGUGUCAGAAUCUGUGUUUACAAUUAGAGAUUGAUGAAGAGUGAGUGGUGCAGUAACAUAUUACUGUUUAUGAAGUGGUGGUAGGAGAAGAAGUAGGCAAAGUGAUUCUUUUUCCAUAGAUCCAAUCUUUCUUUUUUUUGGAGGGUGUCAUGUGUGAGUGAAACCAAAUUUCUACUAGUGGACUUUUUGUUGUUGUUGUCAGACUAUGUGAUCUCCAUUGUCAGUGAGGGACCAAUCGCUUUGUCCUAGAAUUAUUGCAAUCUCGAUAAGACUCUUAUGUACAAAA